CUAAACGCAUCACUCAUUAUUUAUGCCUAGUGUCACUUGCCUUGCUAUAAUCAUGAUCUUCGUUUCAGUCAGUGCUAAUUAGGUCCUGGGCACGCGCUGCAGACAGUCAGUAAUCUGAUUACUGCAGCGGCUGUGCGCUCCGGGGUCUCCAUAAAAGUUGGAGCGCGCAGAGCCGAGCUGUCAGACCGCGAAGAGCCGCUGCAGAGCAUCCACCUCCGCCGGGGCUGAUCCCGAACACCCGGAUACGUCACGAUUUCUGAUUGAUUCCUUUUUAUCUAUUUUAAUAUUGAUUAUUUCAGAAAGCUGCUGGGGUGUUGAACACGCACCGCCGUCCAAAGGCGCGCCGACAGGACGCGGAAAGGCUUCUCUCCUGCGUGGACUUACCGGGGCUGGGACACGAGCGGGGCGGGACUGCCAUGGAUCAGAUGCGCUCCUGUUAGAAAGCUCCGGCUCUCAGUUUGAUUUCACCUGGAGGUGUUUUAAAAUAAUAGAAAAAGACAAGUCGCCCUUUUUCCUCCUCCUUCCUUUUUUUCCGCCCGUUCUGGAUGCAAAUGUCUCCACAUCGCAGACGCGCAGCUGGAUUGUAGCGGCGGCCCCACCGAUGCUUUAAACGGGCGUUAAGGUGCGGGAAGGGAGUGGGACACAAACAGAUCUGGGGGAAGGUUCGCUUUGCGCGCGGCGAGAACGCACACCCGGAGGCAUGAACACCAGCAAACACCCGGCAAAAUUCAGAGAUGCUAGAGGACGCAAUACAUUCUGAUGAUGAGUGAGCGGUGCAUGCAGAUCAGAAGCAAAGGGGCUCUUCUUGUUAUGGUGCUCGUGGUCGGAGUCCUGGAGCUGUCCAAGUCGAUAGAAGGGACGACAGCUGCGCACCAUGUCCGGACGGGGACCUGUGAGGUGGUGGCGCUGCACCGCUGCUGCAACAAGAACAAAAUCGAGGAGCGGUCGCAAACAGUGAAGUGCUCCUGCUUUCCGGGCCAAGUGGCCGGUACCACCAGAGCCGCUCCGUCCUGCGUCGAUGCCUCGAUAGUGGAGCAGAAGUGGUGGUGCCAGAUGCAUCCGUGCCUUGAUGGGGAGGAAUGCAAAGUUCUUCCUGAUCUGAAGGGCUGGAGCUGCGCUACCGGGAACAAGAUUAAAACCACCAAGAUUUCUGCGGACAGAGACCAGCUUUGGUAACGUCAGACGCUCCACUACAAACCCCAGGUGAACGCCCCAUUAUGGUCUGGAGGAUCAUAAAAGACUAAUACGAAGGACUUUGCUGUAAAUAGAGACAUCCUUUAUUCUGGACUAGAGAUAAUCUUAAGGCUUCUGAAGGAAUCCUCAUGGACUUAAUGGACGUCAACGUGAGGCGUGCCGAUCUCCCCGCUCUGCCUUUUUUAAGGACUCCGUAUGAUUAGCCUUACUGGACGGCAGGACCAGUUCUCUGAUAUCGUACUGCUUGUAGUGGAAUACUGCAGUGAACUUCGCCUACAUGUUCAUCUUCUUGAGUAGCGCCACCUUUACAAGUGGUCUUACACAGCAGCUGUUUCAUUGGGCGACCAACGGAUCAGUGUGUGAUACGAACUAACACAUUAAUCGGUCGACUACGGCUUUCUCCUCUGACAAAUUGCAAUUAGGAAACUUGGGGGAGCAAAUAGUUAGUACGAUUUUCAAAGAAAUAAAAAGAUGACUAUCCAUCCAUGACAUGCAAUACUCAACCAGAUACUCAAAGACUCAAGGGCUUAGCCCAGGUGCAGGAGAGGUACAGAUCAAACGUAGAAUUAAAGGGAAUUAAAUCCAUUUACAAUCUAUUUCUUCUUCUUCAAGUUUCUAUGCCUUCCCCCCUCAAACUGUAUUGCUGCUUUCAAGUUCAGUUUCUUUGGUAAGAUGAAUGUAAAUGACAAACAUUUGGAUGAUGACAGUGUUUCCCAAACUGUUUCUAACUAGUGACUAAAGUAUGAUUUGCUAAUGACCUUUAAGUGACUAUCGCUGACACUUCUUUAGUCUGUGUAAGUGAUGACAUUAGUAAUAAACAAUGGUUGUGUA
This is a messenger RNA of Poecilia reticulata (guppy), 2025 nucleotides long. RefSeq names its product TAFA chemokine like family member 2 (gene tafa2). Lineage: Eukaryota; Metazoa; Chordata; Actinopteri; Cyprinodontiformes; Poeciliidae. Gene Ontology annotation, molecular function: receptor ligand activity. The record is from RefSeq and is a predicted model, not a curated record.